Cercocebus atys (sooty mangabey) is the source of this 610-nucleotide messenger RNA. RefSeq names its product ribonuclease, RNase A family, 8 (gene RNASE8). Gene Ontology annotation, molecular function: RNA nuclease activity; nucleic acid binding. NCBI's taxonomy places the organism in Eukaryota, Metazoa, Chordata, Mammalia, Primates, Cercopithecidae. The record is from RefSeq and is a predicted model, not a curated record. Gene Ontology annotation, biological process: innate immune response; defense response to Gram-negative bacterium; defense response to Gram-positive bacterium.
UCCCCCAUGAUGACCUAUUCAUCCACCUACCUCCCCUCUCUGUUCCACUGUCUCCCUUAGGAGAGAUGGCAACGGCCAGAGCAGGAUGCUGCCCCUUGCUGCUGCUGCUUCUGGGGCUGUGGGUGGCAGAGAUCCCAGUCAGUGCCAAGUCCAAGGACAUGACCUCAUCUCAGUGGUUUAAAACUCAGCAUGUGCAGCCCAGCCCUGAAGCAUUCUUCAGUCUCAGUAAGUACACAGAAUGGUGCAAAGACCUCAACACCUUCCUGCAUGAGCCCUUCUCCGGUGUGGCCACCACCUGCCAGACCCCCAACAUAGCCUGCAAGAAUUGCUAUAAAAACUGCCACCAGAGCAGCAGGCCCGUGUCCCUGACCAUGUGUGAGCUCACUUCAGGGAAGUACCCAAACUGCAGGUACAAAGAGAAGCACCUGAACGCACCUUACAUAGUGGCCUGUGACCCUCCACAACAGGGUGACCCAGGGUACCCACUUGUUCCUGUGCACUUGGAUAAAGUUGUCUAAGGCCUGGCGCCCACAUUCCACCUCACACUCUGCAGACUGUACACUGCUGCUUUUCCUCCCUCCAGUUCGUUAUUAAUCCUUGCUCCUCGUUG